ACUGCUAUACGGAUCCGCCUUCAAGUCGCCCAACCCGCGUUACUGUCACAUUCGUUUUGGCUCCGCCUAGAGGAUACAGCUCCGCCUCUGAAAAUUGUACGGUCAGACAGCUGAUCCUGAGCGGACUCGUGUCUGAUUCGCAUACGCGGACGCGACAAACUAAACCGGCGCGCGCCGCCUAGAGUUAUAGGCUCCGCCUACGCGCGCUGAGCCGACCAAUGUCUGCACCCGCAGACGUGUACGCGCAUGAGCCAAGAUCUCUGGACUUUCUUUGCUGGAACACGAACGUAAGUAUAGAUUUAUUGAUUUAUUGCUACAUUCGCAGUAAAGAUCGGCCUUUGUGUUUCCAUCAUCAUUUAUGUAUGAUUGUAAUGACGUUGUUUGAUAUUAGGACUAGCAGUAAAACUUUAUAUUCUGUAAAAAAAGGCUUUUAUUUCCAGCGCCGCCUCCCAGAAUGCUUUGCAUGGGGACGUGCGUCUGACGUCACGUAUUCAGAAAAUUCGAAAUGGCUGCACGCGGGAGGUGAGGCCCGAGCGAAGAAAAGUGGAAAAGAGUGUUAUUCGUCAAAAAACCCACACAACGACGGUCAUUUUUUCGCCGUGCUAUUGUAAAAUUGUCUUUUAUCUGUGUUUUGUGAAGCCGUGGAGCUCGAGAUCCUGUUUACUGUGGACUAGCUGUGUGUGACGCCCUGUUGUUUUUGUUUCCAUUACAAAAAAAGCUCCACCGUCUCGCCGAGUGCCAGCAAGAGUCAUGAGUACUUGUCAACUCGACUCCUCAACUGGAGAUAACUUUCUAGCACCUCACCAUGGGGAAGGAUGUAUUCAUAUGCCUUCACCAGCACCUGCAUUAAACAUGCAAACAGUUACACAAGUUCUUACCACCUUGGGGCACCAUUCAGACAACUACAAAGACGCAUUAAAAAUAAUGCAACAAUAUGGAAAGGGCUGCGACACCUCAGACCUGCAAUCUGAGGCAGAGAACGAGGAGCUGUCAGAAAAAAGGAACAGGAAGCCAGUCCAUCGUCUCGGGGACUCAGAUGAUAGCGAAGAAGACCCGGGAAAUAGUGACCUCACAUCUCUGGGGUUGGCAAGCCAAUUGCACAGGCAGACUCCACCGUCUCGCCGAGUGCCAGCAAGAGUCAUGAGUACUUGUCAACUCGACUCCUCAACUGGAGAUAACUUUCUAGCACCUCACCAUGGGGAAGGACACAUUCAUAUGCCUUCACCAGCACCUGCAUUAAACAUGCAGAGAGUUACACAAGGAACGGCAGUCCCUCCUCGACUCCCUCCACCCCCCUCACCAGCAGCCCUCAACAUGUGGCAGACAGAGGAGCCUGGAUCCAGCCUGGCCUACAGGCCAACAUGGCGAGGGGGAAGAAUGGCCGACAACAUUUCCUGCUCUGCGCCUGAGGUAAUCCACAUCCUUAGCCUGCUGGAAACUAUUAAGCACAACCAAGACCAGCUGAUUGCGAAGGUGCUGUGAGUAAAAAUGUGUUGACAAGGUCAGCCACGGACGCUGAGGUCACCAAACACGCCAUCAGGUGGUUCAACUUGGUGGGGGAUCGGGCAACGAGGAGACGAGUCCCGCUUCCACCUCCUCAGGAGGAAUAGAGAUGUAUAUGUAUAAAUA
Entelurus aequoreus (snake pipefish) is the source of this 1629-nucleotide messenger RNA. RefSeq lists its product as uncharacterized. Bases 751 to 1482 code for a protein of 243 amino acids. The transcript has 12 exons. NCBI's taxonomy places the organism in Eukaryota, Metazoa, Chordata, Actinopteri, Syngnathiformes, Syngnathidae. The record is from RefSeq and is a predicted model, not a curated record.